Messenger RNA from Myxocyprinus asiaticus (Chinese sucker), 3935 nucleotides. Its product is annotated as transcriptional-regulating factor 1. Gene Ontology annotation, biological process: negative regulation of DNA-templated transcription; regulation of transcription by RNA polymerase II. NCBI's taxonomy places the organism in Eukaryota, Metazoa, Chordata, Actinopteri, Cypriniformes, Catostomidae. Gene Ontology annotation, molecular function: transcription corepressor activity. The coding region runs from base 507 to 3713 and encodes 1068 amino acids. The record is from RefSeq and is a predicted model, not a curated record. Gene Ontology annotation, cellular component: transcription regulator complex; histone deacetylase complex. The transcript is spliced from 16 exons.
UAUGCAGCCUGCAGACCUGUCCACAGAAUUACAGAUGCUUGACAGAUUUUACCUGAUGGAUUUAAAGUCGUGAACGCUGAACUCUUAAGUGCAACCAACAAAAUGUUGGGAUCUGAUGGCAGUGUGUGGGUCAUGUGAUCAAAGGUUUACUGUAAUGACAACCUUCAGAGGAAAGAUGAUGGAUGAACUUCAAUGUUUAUACAGUGCUUCAUAAAAUCACGUUUCACUUUCUAUAGAGCUUUCCUUCUAGAUAAGGAGAUUACUAAACAGAUACUGCAUGAUUUCUACACACCGGACAUCAACACAUGAAUGACCUAUGUUUGAAAUUGGCCGAACAGCUGAACCUGUCAAGACAACAAUUUUUCGCACCUUGCCGUGUCUGCCCAAACAACGAAUGAUGAAAAAGUUUAUUUUUAAGUCUUAAUGACAUUCAAACCACCAUGCAAUUGCAUCCCCUCAAACUAUUAGUUUAACAGUAAGAAUAGUGGCACUUUAAUCUUUCAAACAUGUCUGAAAAUCUGUAUGAGACGAACCAGUUCACUAACCAAACCAAUGGAACAUAUUUGUUCCAACACAGCCCGAGUGCAUUGGGUAUGCCUCACUAUGGUGUACCUAAUGUAAACUCAAUUCAGUCCUCUCCUAUAUCCCCACGCCUCAACCACGAGCCAUUAGCAUCUCCCAUCACACCAGGAAAUGAACUUUCUCCAAUGCUUGACAUGCCAGACAGUGCUGUGACAUGGGAUUAUAAUCAGUUUGGAAGGACUGCCCCCUCAUCAUGGGGGUCUUCUUCUCAGGACGAACUAUCCGAGACCUCUGAUUGCUCCCGAAUCUACCCUUUCAACUCUACAUUGAUUUCCAAAGACAACGGCAACGCUCACUGUCCUCAACGGUUGGAUUCAUUCUCAAAGGCCUUUCCGACAAAGAACCUUUACCUUUUCUUUGGUGAUAGUAACAGGACAGAUGAAAAGAACUCAGAAAAUAAUCACAUUUCAGGGGUUUUGCAGUUACCUCAAAGUGGAACACUUUCAGAAGGGCUGGAUAGACAACCCCUGGAGUCCCCCAUUUUUAAUCCAGUUGUUUCAAUUCAAGCUCAAACACAACCAAUAUGUGAUCAGUCAGGGUUCCGUUCACCAGACAUCCCAUUGCGUGGUACUUACCAUAACCACCAGCAGUUUCAUUAUGGAUACCAGCAACAUAAACCAAAAGUAACCAACAUGGAGCAGGUCAACAGGGGUCUCCAUAAGCCACAAAGCCCUUGGCAUCCUCAACAAGGCUAUCAAGUCCAUCAAAGUCAUCUAACGCCUUAUCCAAGGACCUUGCAUCAACAACAACAGCUUCAUUUACAACAUAGAGGAACAUUUGCAUGUAAAACUCAUCUAAACACUCAGGAGGCCUAUGAUUCUUCUCAAUCACCAACUUACGGCCACAAUCAAGACUUUAAGACUCCGGAGCAGCAGACCUUGCAAGGCAGUCAUAGCUUGAACCUUCCAUCUCCACAUUAUCAGGACCAGCAACACAUUCGUGCACUUUCCCAUCAAAACGAUCCUUUUCUACACCAACAGCCUCAGGAACACGUCCAAUCAAUCUCUCUAAACCAAAGCAGCAUGUUUGUUGAUGGUCGACUGGCGCCGUUUGACAAACAUUCUGCACCCAACACACCAGUGUAUUCUAGUCCCCAAGAAGACGGCCAAUCUGGUUUCAACUUCCCCAGUAGAAAUGAAGAUCUUUGCGGUCCACAUUAUCAGAGCAAGCGUUCAGGAGGCAGUAAAGGUGCUCCACAGAUGACUAUAAGGGGAGAUAUUUUUACUCAUCUAACCUCACAUACACCUCACUGGUCACAGGCCGCUUCACCUGAUAUUCAUGAUGAAGUCAUUUCACCACAUUACAGGGCCGAAACUGGGCUGAUGAGCAGGGAGAGGUUACAUGCUAAGAUGACGUGCACCGUCUGUCAGAGGGAAUUCAAGAGUCUUCCAGCCCUGAACGGCCACAUGCGCUCCCACGGAGGAUGCAGAACACAUCAGUCAUCACUCAAAAUGCAGAAAGAUGGACAGAUUCAUCUGUCUAGUGGGGUUUCUCAAAUAAAGCCCAUCAUCUUACCAGUGUCCGUUCCGGUGAAGGAUUGCCUGGUCAACUCCAAACUUAACCUUGGUCUUCAGUGUCACCAGAAAGAAGAUGACCCACGUGCCUUAAUUAAGUCUUGUGCACAGUCACCCCUCCCUUCAGUACAAAACCAUCCUUCCUGUAUAAAGAGAUCAGUGUCGGAUGGAGAAUGUGCACCAAAGCCGGAGAAGAAAAGAUACCGUAACUUUCUGGUUCCAUUAAUGAUUCCUCCACCCAGUGGCGGACAGGAGUCCAGAGGUGCUGUGCUCUUCCGGAGUCUACUGCGGUCAGCUAGCAGCACGGGAGAUGAUGUGCCUUACACCCCUCCACCCAUGCUCAGCCCUGUACGCCCCGGGUCAGGCCUCUUCACUGCAGUCAAUGGAAGGGGCAAGAUUGGUGGGGCAGAGUCUGCCAUAAAUGCGCACCACUCUCCAGCUAGUGAUAUGGACGGCUGUGUGGUGACUUCAGCGGAGAAAGCAAUUAAUGUAACACCUCGGAUUAACAUUGGCGAGGAAUUUCAAGCCACCAUCCCAGGAAUGAAGAGUCGGUCCAUUACAGGGGAAGAUACCCAUAAUGCUGUUCUUCUAUGGACACCCACUGAAGACCUGGAGAAUGCAGAUAACCAGCAGAAAGUGGACAAUCUUCUGAAAAUGGCUUGUUCUAGUGUACUACCAGGAGGGGGAACUAACACUGAAUAUGUCCUUCAUUGUCUCUUUGAAUGCAAAGGAGAUAUUAUGAAUACCCUUGAAAGACUUCUCUUGCCAACACUAUGGAAAAAUGGAUCCAGCGUUAAAACAGACUAUCAUUACGCAGGCUCAGAUAAGUGGACUCUUCAAGAAAAACGGCAGCUGAACAAAGCACUUUUAAUUCAUCACAGAGACUUCUAUCUAGUCCAGAAAAUGGUCAAGACGAAGUCAGUCUCUCAGUGUGUUGAAUACUAUUACACGUGGAAAAAGCGUUUGCGUCUGUGUACAAGAGUUAGUACAACUACGAAUACACCUGUUCAUAAUCGGCAGGGGGAUUGGGCGAUGAGCACCACCGCAGGACUGGACAAAGAAGCAAAGUGCCAAACUAGGAACUCUGAAUUAUCAGACAACUCCAACACUUUGUUUGUCUGUGAAGUGUCAAACUCUCAGAUGAAUGGAGAAACGUGGAACCAGAACAAUGUCGGGCUGCUCUGUAGAUCUCCAGCAGAACACAAAACUUCUACUUUGACUCAGGCAUUGGGUUCGGCUUCUGUGAGAAGUUCACCUUCCAACAGCACCACCAGUGGAGAUACUGAUUCAGCCCUCAUAUUUCCCUGCACUGAGUGUGGAAAGGUGUUUAUGAAGGUGAAGAGUCGAAAUGCCCAUAUGAAGACACAUCGUCAGCAUGAAGACGCACAAUUGAGGCAGUUUCCUAGGGUUCCUGAACAAGCUAAUGUCAUCAUGACACCUGGCUGUCCUGUUACACCACUAAAGCAACCCCUAAGCCUUCAUUCUUUACCUUUUGAUAGUAUUGCAGAAGUCAAAACUUUAAAUGCAGAGUCUGUCCAGGAAAUAGAUUGCCAUCUGAAAAAACUUCCUGUCCUACAGAGUCCGAUGGACUAUAUGACCCAAGGUUCAGUUCACUGAAAAGCAACACAGUAAAUUGUAGCCAGUAAAACAAACUGUUUUAUAUAAAUGACAUAACCACAUGUAUAUUAAAACUAAGAGUAUGAAACAUCUUUUUAAAUGUAAAAAGUACAUAAUGUGUAUUGUUUUAUCUGCUUUGAAUCUUCGAUAUCUGUGAAUUAUUUGACUUUGUCUCACAUUUAAUUUUUAAUAAACCACCAGGAUGCUCAGUGAUUAUCAAAU